This is a messenger RNA of Trypanosoma cruzi, 1224 nucleotides long. RefSeq lists its product as uncharacterized. Lineage: Eukaryota; Euglenozoa; Kinetoplastea; Trypanosomatida; Trypanosomatidae. Bases 1 to 1224 code for a protein of 407 amino acids. Gene Ontology annotation, molecular function: protein binding. The transcript has a single exon. The record is from RefSeq and is a predicted model, not a curated record.
AUGGAUGCGGAGGAAAACCCGCUUGCGGCGGAUGUUAUGAUGGCAUCUUUGGAUGUCCUUACCCACAAUGAGAUGGGGCAUCUUGUCUACGCCAGAUCCAACCUCUCGUCGCUUCGCCUCACAUCCAUUGAGCUGCUUGGAGCAUACAAACACCUGCAACGUAUCUCUCUCGACGACAACAUGCUUGACUCACUCACACCCCUGCGAGAGCUUCGUUCCCUCGUGUAUCUCUCGGCAGCAAAUAACAACCUUACCGAUGAGGUUUUUGAUGAUCUUGCACCAUCCGGCACCACCUUGGAGAGACUGAACCUCAGCAGAAAUCGUCUAGCAAGCCUUCGAGGACUGCGUCUUCUGCCGUUUCUUAUAGACUUUUAUGCGGAAGAAAAUCAGGUGACAGAGUUACGUAACGAAGACUUCUCCAUGCUUCAUAGCCUUACACGGCUUAAUCUGAUGUCCAACCAAAUUCAGCGUGUACAACUGGAUACAUUUGCCGGUUGUUUUACUGUGCGUUUUCUUAAUCUUUCACAUAACGCGUUGGAAAAGGUGCAGUUCGUGAUGCACCUUGCUAACAAUCUGGAGAGUUUGGAUUUGGAACACAACAAUAUUAAGAGUCUCCACGGUUUUGAUAUUUUGCGAGAACUGGUUUAUCUUCGACUGGCGAAUAAUGGAAUUGAAUCAUGGGAGGAGCUGGAGACGCUGUCAGGGCUCAUUAACCUCCGGCAUCUAACGAUAGCAGGAAACCCCAUUCUGCGGAGGCCUGCGAGCAGCUCCCUCACCAAGUCAAUACCGGAGUAUUCGGAAUUCCAGGUUUCAGCGGAUAUAGACUUUUCUGCAGGUAAGCGUUCUGUCCUAUUUGACUCAUUGACAGGUGCUGAGGCCAGUAAUAAACUAGUCUCUUCUAUGGUGGUGCCCUCUGCCAGAAAUCUCGUCAAGGACGUCACUAUGUUGUCUCGCAGACUUGAGGAAUGGGAUGUCGAUGGGUUUCGCGAGUUGGAACGGCUCCCGCUCAUUGAACAGCAUCGAUUUCGUGUUAUUAGCAUUUUACGGCAAUUACUUACAAUUGAUUCCGUGCCUGUAUCUUCAGAGGAGAUUCCGCGGGCGCUGCGUUUGUUCAAAAAGAAGCGUGGGACGUGGAAUUUUGUGGGAGGCAACAUUUUGCCCGCGGGAUCUGCCGCCCGGGCAGUGGAAUCCCAACGUGCAAAAAAUGGCAGCGGUAUGCCGUGA